Ostertagia ostertagi is the source of this 477-nucleotide messenger RNA. Lineage: Eukaryota; Metazoa; Nematoda; Chromadorea; Rhabditida; Trichostrongylidae. The record is from the annotation of a GenBank genome assembly.
AUGCGUGGAAACUGCGGUGUCAGUUUGUGUCGAAGUGGCGAAGCUAUGGAAUUUGCUUUGAGGCAAUGUUGUCGAUCGAUUCGCAUCUGUAAAAUGUUGAUUGAUGCCGAAGUUCUAGGAGACGAGCAACGUGUUUUGUAUGCCAGGUUGAUACCAGAUAUGGCUCAUCGUAGAGUGUUGUUACUCUAUCCUGUUGUAAGCACCGGAACGACCGUGUUAAAGGCCAUAAGCGCUCUCAUGGAUUCUAAAGUGGAGGAAGAGAACAUUUACUUAACAACACUUUUCAUCACACCUCACAGCAUCAAAACUAUUUGCAAGAAGUUCCCACGUGUUACUGUAAUCACUUCGGACGUAACGACUGGAGUUCCGUACAGUUUCGCGAUGAAAUAUUUUGGAACCGACUUUGAUAUUUCUUUGCCGAUGGGUAAUUUCAGUUUCACAUGCUUUUUAUUGUCAAUGUUUUGUUCAUAUAAUUAG